CAUCUACCCUUUCUCUCGCCCUCCUCUCUCUCUCUCUUCUGUGCAGGUGGUAGCUGAAGAACGAGGAAGAAAGACGGAUGAAACGUUGACCCUGAGAUCUAGUGAUCAUCCAUGGCGCUGUAACCCCACCACGCAGAUUGAAAUUCAUCGUCGAACCUCCCUUCUUUGACGACGCCCCGCCCCCGGUUCUUGUAAGUUUCCCAUUCGCGUCCCUCGUUCCAAUUCCAGAUCCGCGCACCAAAGGUCCGGCUUUUAUUGCGCGUUCGGCCGUGAGUUUGGACAUGGGUAGUGCUUACAAAGCUAUUUCGAAGAGCUCGUACGUUGAAUUGCAAUCCCACAAUGAUCACGUGACCCCCAAAUCGGACACCCAGUUCCUCCCCCUUGAUAUAGACAGCUAUUUAGGUUCCAAGAACGUGAAUGGCAUCGACGGUAGUUACGAUUAUGAUGAUGCCAAUGUCGACGUAGAUGAUUACCCGCUUAUUGGUAAUGGGCAUAAAACCGGGUCCGGCUUAUCGGGUGCUGUGUUUAACCUCACCACGUCUAUAAUUGGUGCCGGGAUUAUGGCCCUACCGGCGACCAUGAAGGUUCUUGGAUUGGUUCUAGGGUUUGUUUUGAUCGUUCUGAUGGGCAUACUGUCGGAAAUGAGCGUGGAAUUGCUGGUCAGGUUUUCGGUUUUCUGCAAGGCCUCUUCAUAUGGUGAGGUUGUUCAACGCGCAUUGGGGAAACCGGCUAGGAUUUUGUCAGAAAUUUGUAUCAUAGUGAAUAAUGCUGGUGUUAUGGUGGUUUACUUAAUCAUCAUGGGUGAUGUUCUGUCCGGCUCGGUUCGUCAUGUAGGGGUUUUUGAUCAGUGGCUGGGAAAUGGGUUUUGGGAUCAUAGGAAGUUGGUGAUUUUUAUAAUCCUGGUGUUGUUUCUCGCUCCUCUCUGUGUUUUGGAUAAGAUCGAUUCAUUGAGCAUGACGUCUGCAGCUUCAGUGGCACUGGCCGUGGUGUUUGUUAUUGUUUGUUUUAUUGUUGCAUUGAUUAAGCUUGUUGAAGGGAAAAUCGAGGCCCCGAGGAUGAGCCCUGAUUUUGGUUCCAAGAAGGCAAUAUUGGAUUUGCUUGUGGUGAUACCGAUUAUGUCUAAUGCUUAUGUUUGCCAUUUCAAUGUUCAACCUAUAUAUAAUGAGCUUGAAAACCGGUCUCCGGACAAGAUGUAUCGGGUAGGGAGGAUCACCACAGUUAUCUGUAUUAUGGUCUAUGCGUCGACUGCUAUAUCGGGGUAUUUGCUCUUUGGAAAAGACACUGAAGCCGAUGUGCUGACCAAUUUCGAUAAGGAUCUAGGUAUCCGGUUCAGCUCUGCUCUGAAUUAUAUUGUUCGGGCUGGUUACAUUCUCCAUCUGGUACUUGUUUUCCCUGUGAUCCAUUUCUCACUACGCCAAACGGUAGAUGCAUUGCUUUUUGAGAAAUCACCUCCACUUUCAGAGAGUAGGAAGAGGUGUUUGGCAUUAACUGCUGUACUCCUCGUGCUAAUAUACAUAGGUUCAACAAUGAUUCCCAACAUCUGGACCGCAUUCAAGUUCACAGGGGCGACUACAGCUGUGUCAUUAGGAUUUAUAUUUCCACCAUUGAUUGCCUUAAGAUUAUGUAAGAAAGGUGCGGGUUUAAGUCCAGUGGAGAAAUCGCUAUCGUGGGUCAUGUUAGUACUUGCAGUAAUAGUCAGCAUCGUCGGAAUUAUCGGGAAUGUGUAUGGCCUUGAGAGCAAAUCGGAAUGACCUUAUCGCUUUGGUUAUAUGUUAGCUAGUCGGAGAUCUGGCAUUGAAGUGCAAGUUCAUGUGUGGACAAGUUUUGUGUGACUUGGUUGUCUCUUUGCCGGUCCGAUUUAGUGAAUCAAAUGGACUCACACGGUAGAUAGAUUUUUUGGCGAUAGUGCUUUUAUUGGUUCGCCCUUUUGGUUGUUCCCUAUUGAGGAAUGUCAGGGGAACUCAUGAAUGACCGGAAUUGUGAGGGCUGCCCGAAUGUCCUUUGUAAUUGGAUCUGCUACGAUGAUUUGCAUUCUCAGAGCAGGAUUUGGAGAUUUACAUGUUUCUGGAAGAAUGUUUGGGCAUACGGCGUAUGUUAUGCGAAAUGGAUUGUCGCAUGUUUUGGUCGAAACUCACAUGAUUCUUUCGAUGAUUCUCAGUUGAACAUUUCUUUCACAGGAUUUUAGAGUUCUGUUUGUAUAAUAGGGGGAGGAAUCUGCCAUAGUGAUUAAGCGAUGCUCCACUUUAUGUUGUUUCUUCACUUUUUUUGGAAGCUUUUUUUCGUUCUGUAUACAUUUAUUCCCUUACCGGUUAUGUUAUCAAUCUGCUGGCUAGGGAUGGACAUAUUCAUAAUUUCUUGACAGCUUCUCUGUUCAUACA
Molecule: messenger RNA, 2378 nt
Organism: Syzygium oleosum
Lineage: Eukaryota; Viridiplantae; Streptophyta; Magnoliopsida; Myrtales; Myrtaceae
Product: amino acid transporter AVT6E
Exons: 1
Coding region: 282-1751 (489 amino acids)
Biological process (GO): amino acid transmembrane transport
Molecular function (GO): amino acid transmembrane transporter activity
Source: RefSeq, a predicted model, not a curated record